UCUCAUGCAAGAAAACAGCAAAGCUGGAAAGGAAGAGUCGAAGCUAAAUUUGGACAAUAAUUCCGUAGACAGUAAUAAAGAUUGCACAAGCAAAGUGGAAUUCUGAAAUAUGUGGAUAAUAACAAUGUUAUCUACAACAGAAGUCUACAACAGUCGAAAUUCCAAGGUUGUCUUUAGUCUUGUCAAGGUUCCGUAAAGUGGCUUUUUUGAAUGUAAAAACUCACGCCUGUUUCAUCUAUUUCUGCCGAUUGCUUUUAUUAUUCAAUGUUAUUAUAUCCAAUUCUCUUGCUGAAUCUUCAGCACAAUUUUCAUCCUGUUCUUCCUUCCAGAUUAUUUCAUAAAUUGCUCUUCACACUCCCUUACCAUACAACACACAUUCAGACAAGCUGCAAAACUACCGUCAAAAGCAUUGGAUUCUUAUGGCUAGUGAUGUUUCGUCUUUAAGGUUGGAGUUAUUCAGUGCCAAGUUCAGACUGGUUAACUAUUUGCAAAAUCAUCAUAAUUUUCGGCCAGUUCAGAGAGAGUUUCUAGAGUUAGUGUCCGAAUUCGAAAUAUUAAAGCUAAAGGCUCAAGAUAUAUAUGGGAUAUCAAGAGAAAAGGUUAUACCUCAAUUGAAGUCCGUUCAUUUUGAUCUAAAUGAGGGAGACAAUCGAGUAUCCUCAGUGUCUAAUAUACACCAAAAUGCAGUAUCACAACUCCAGGAACUUUUGGAUAUGCAUGACAAUUGUUCCUAUCUCCUAGAAUUGCACCAGGCCAUAAAUAGCUUCGAGUCUUCAGUCAAUCAACUGUUAUACCAAUGUUCACGUCGUUCGGUCGUUGAUAAGAAAAAGAAAUGGGAAGACACAGUUGUAAAAUCUCCCAAAGACUCAGAGAUUGAUUUAGAACUCGAUGAUAAAUGUGUGGAAAUAGAUGAAGAAACCUAUCGUUUAUGUGUUGAUACUGUGGUAACAUCACUUGAAGAAUCUGAACAUUUAUUUGCGAAACAUAAAAAGUUUAGUAAAGAUGUAGUACUUGUCUUUCAAAGUUGUCAACAAACAUUUACACGUUGCAAGAAUCGUCUUACUCAACAUGUUGAUGAUCUUUGGCGUCGAUGGAUUAUCCUAGAAGUUCCUUCAAAACAUCAGAAUGUAUCUUCAAAGUUCAAUGUUAAUAAUAUAUAUCCUUCUAUUCGUGGACAACUUCAGCCGAAUGAUUUUUUCAGUUUUUUAUUCGAUGCUUGUAUACCAUCACCUACUGAUAUGUGUAAAUCUUUAAGACAGCCGAGUUAUACAUCCAAUUCCGUUUUUUAUGAAGUUUCUGAUCAUGAUGUGCCGACUACUCAAUCAUACGGGGAAUCCACAGUUUUAGCUAGUCUCAAAAUAUUGGCUAAACCUGGAUUGGUCUCUCAGUUGUUACGUAUUAUUGAUGCUUUAAAAGAGUCUAAGAGUCGUAUACUUGAAUUGGCUAAUCAAAUUUGGACGUAUAUAUUUAAACCUUGGCUUAAAAAGGUACCAUGUGUGUCGGGACCAAGUGUCGGCUGGGGAAAAUUAAAGUGUCAAAUAAUUGAACAAUCUGUAAACAUCGAAUCAGAUCAUGAAUUAUUUAUCAAAGAAAUAGGCCUAGAAACAACCGAUACUAAUGAUGUUAAUAUGACUCAAUAUUUACGUUUAACAUUAAUUGCUCCAAAUACUCCUCCUUCUAAUACUACUACUACUACUACUACAAAUCCUAAUGAAAAUAAUCAUAAUCAUGAUGACGACGAGGAUGAUGAUGAUGAUUUAAUCUCUAGUUCAUGUAAUCAAUUAACUAAAGUAUUUCAGGAGUUGUAUACUUAUCUAUUUGGUUUACAAGCAAUUCAAUCAGACAAUAAACGUUUUAUUGAUAUAAUUGUAAAUAAUAAUAUUGAUAGUGAUUCAGGAAUGUUCAAUAAUGAAUUAGUUAAAGACUUAAUUGAUGGACGUUUUAAUGCUGGUUUACCAUCAGCUGAAAAAUUACAUAAAUCAGAGAUAAUUGCAAUAUUAACACAAGUUGUUCUACGAUUAAUUAGUGUUGGUCGAAAUACUGGAUUUUUAAUAGAUGAUAUUAAUCACCUUCAUGAUGAUCAUGAUCAUGAUAAGAUUGAUUCAUUUAAAGUAUCAACUAUUGGCGGUGCAACAAAAUUAAAUCUUUGGAUUGAUAGCCUUUCUAUAUUAAAACAUAAACGAUCAGCUAAUGCAAUAUUAGAAGAACUACGUGAAUUAUUAGCUGAUCGUAAAUUAUUUUAUUCAAUGUGUUCAACUAAUAGUUUAGUAAAAGUAUGUGAAAAAAACGCUACAACUACAACAACUAAUUUCACUACAAAACAUAAUAAUAAUAAUAAUACUGAUGAAGGUAUUUAUGAAGAGGAUGACUUAAUAUUGGACGAUUGUAUCGAGAAUGAUACCAUUGAAUUGGAAUAUUCAGAUAAAACUAAUAAGAAUGAUCAAAUUUUAUCGAAACUAUUAAAAUCCAAAAGUAAUUUGGAUAAUAUUUCACGGCAUUUAGAUCUAGGACAAUUUGAUUUUCCUGAUUGUAUGGUUUCUGAAACUGUAGAUCUUGUUAUGAAACAAAUUUAUAAAAUACUUCAUGAUUGUGAAUCAUAUCUUGAACCAAUUAUAAAUGAAGUUAGUCAAUCAUUGAAUGAUACUCCAAGUACAUUGAAUUCAAAAAAAUUUAAUACUAUUGCAUUUGUUGAAUUUAUCAUCAAAUUAAUUCCUCGACUUAUAAUGUUAUUUACAUCACUUGUACCGACUUUACAUGCCGAUGUCUUUCAAGGAGAUUUACGUUUUGCUGUUCUCUACUACAAUGAUUGUAUGUAUUUAGCUCAUGAAUGUUUAACAUUAGGUGAACGUGGUCUUUAUAAAUUUGUUCAACAGUUUUUAGACUUAGGCUAUGAUAUCAUGACUAAUACAUUGAACAAUACCACUGUUACAUCAAAUGAAUCAAAUACAUUCAAUAAUUUGAAUAUAUUAGAAAGAUCAGCUUCUUUAAGUACAUGUAUUUUGGUACCACAUUUACGUCAAUCUGGUGUUAAUAAUUUAUUAGAUCAUUUAAGACGUGAACGACAAUUUUUAUUACGAUAUGUUGAAAGGAUUCAAGGAUUUCAUAAUGUCAGUUCCUCGAUUGAUAAUCGUCAUUGUACUACAGCUAUAGAAGAUUGUUGUCAUCAUUUGCAUAAAAUUUCAGAAGCACUCAGUCCACUUCCUCGUACAGUUUAUUUUCGUGCUAUGGGGAUCAUGUGUAAUUGUGUUUGUACGGAAUUAGUAAAAACUAUCUUGAAAUUAAUCGAUAUUACGAAAUCAGAUUGUGAUAACAUUUUGAUCUUGUUGGAGUCUAUCAAAAACACUAUCGUGGAAUUUUUCAAACCUUCUGAAGUUGUACAUCAGCCAGCUGCAAAAGAACCAAUAAUUAAAUCACAGCAUAAUUACAAUACUGAUGAAUUAUUAACAAGACGUUGUCCAGAUUUUCAUCGUUUACAAGGUAUUAUAUCAGUAUUAUCUGCAUCAUCAUUAGCUGAAAUUCGUGAUAUAUUAUGGAAUGAUGGUAAUGGACCAUUAUCUAUUGAAUCCCAUUUAACAACAUCUGAAUUACGUUGUUUAAUAAAAGCUUUAUAUAGUAGUUCAUCAUUUCGUGAUGAAUUAUUACAAAAAUUACAUUGAUAUUUCAUCCCUCCCCCUCCCUAUCCCCCUUCGUCCUCUGAUGAUUGUAUUUUCGUUUUCAUUUAAUGUUCUGUUUCUUUGUAAUAAGAUUUUCUUAUGUUUCCUUUGUUUUUUUUUGGGGGGGGGUUUGAUAAAUCAAUAAUAACUUACUUACUUACUUACUUACGCCUGUUACUCUCAAUGGAGCAUAGGCCGCCGACCAGCAUUCUCCAACCCACGCUAACCAGAAAAUCAAUAAUAAUAAUAAGUGUAUGUAAAUGGGUUUGUAUUUUAAAUAAGAACUUUCGUCUAAAUUUGAUUAGAAUAGUUUCACAAUAUUUGGGCGCCGAGUUGAUAUGAGACAUUAACUAGGAAGAAUGUUGUAUUUGUAAAAUCUCAAUGAAUGAAUUUGAAGUAAAUUUAACAUUUCACCUUGGCAAUUUAGUUCAAGCUUUCUCAAGAAAAUGUAAUCAAACAUUUACUUAUCGUCCUUUCAUUUUUGUAAACAACACCCCCACUAUAAGAAGGCAGUAAGUCAGACUUUCCUGACAGUGGUUAUAUCCACAUGAUCAUGUGAGAGCAUUUAGAGAAGAAGAGCUCACGUUCAACCGUAAAAGAUCAUGUGAGGGCUGAGAUACAUCACAUCAAUGAUAUUAUAAGUUAGCUUUCUAGUUUUGAAUAAUGAAACUGACAAAUUUAAACGACUGAUGUGUGUAGAAUGAUAUUAUGGCUUGUAUUUUCAUUAAUCAGUCAAGGAAUAUGUUUAUUAGUCUUCUCAAUGUUGCAACUAAGGUAAUGGAAUUGAUUAUUUUCUGAGAUUCAUUCCAUAAAUGACAUCAAGAACUCUUAUUCAAAAAUUUAUCCUUUCUAUUGAAUAUAUGUUUUUUAUUUACUAUAUUUCGUUCCAACUUUGCCUGUAGCUCUUCCAGAGCUACUGUCGGUCCCAAUCCCGUGUAAAGAAGGGUUGGGCAUGGGGUUAGCAACCCCAUUCCGUAGAAGAUUAACUCGCUAAAAAACCGCCAACCAGAGCACAUUACGUCGGGAAAUAGAAGCACAUAUGAAAAGGAUGAAUAACAACUGGAAGGAGCUAGAAAGGAUUGCUCAGGACAGGGUUGCAUAGUGAGUGGAGGUGAGUGGCCUCUGCUCUUCUACGAGGAGUAACAGGCGUAAGUAAGUAACAUAUUUCGUUCCGAAUGUAGUGUAGUUCUAUGGUCAUAAUAUAUUUAAAACAAACUUGAUAGUAAGGUCUUACUUACUUACGCCUGUUACUCCCAAUGGAGCAUAGGCCGCCGACCGGCAUUCUCCAACCCACUCUGUCAUGGGCCUUCUUUUCUAGUUCCAUCCAAUUCUUGUUCAUUUUUCUCAUGUCUGUUUCCAUUUCUCGGCGUAAUGUGUUCUUUGGUCUUCUUCUUUUCUUUUGGCCUUGAGGAUUCCAUGUGAGGGCUUGUCUUGUGACGCAGUUCGGUGCUUUCCUCAAUGUGUGUCCUAUCCACUUCCAGAGCUUCUUCCUAAUUUCUUCCUCCGCUGGGAUCUAGUUUGUUCUCUCCCAGAGUACGUUGUUGCUAAUAGUGUCCGGCCAACGGAUCUGAAGUAUUUUGCGUAGACAACUGUUAAUAAACACUUGUAUUUUCUGGAUGAUGACUUUCGUAGUUCUCCAGGUUUCUGCCCCAUAUAGUAGAACUGUCUUGACAUUUGUAUUGAAAAUGAUAGUAAGGUCAUCUGAAGUAAAUUCUUUUUGGUAUUUGGAUAGUCGGAGUUUCUUUUAGGGAUUGUGCUAUGUUUGAAUUAGUUGUACUCGUUAACUUUUGGUAGUUCUGUGCUUAUUAAGUACUUUAAAUAUUUGUCUGAUUGACAAGAGACCUUCUGUUGUUUAGUGGCUAGUUAAUUUGUGUUGUAGAAGUUCAUUUUAACUAACAGAGGUUGUCGUAGGCUUUCCUAAAUUUAUUUGACGUGAGGAUUCAUCGUUUUUUACAUUCCCCAAGCUUUUAUUCCAGCGGUCUAACUCACAAAGCAGUGAAGCAACGUUAAGAGAUGCAGUCCCAUAGUAGUCUGUGACAAACAACAAUUUCAUACUCUUUUCGUUCCUUCAACAUCCUAGAGCCCAUGUCCAUCAUUGGUUCAGAAUCAGGAAUUCCAAAUCACCUAGGUGGAUCCACUAGCCCGGUUAAAAUUCCUGUGUGGUUUGAGAGACAGUCGAAAAAGAACCAUGGACCUAGGUUUUGUAAUAUUUUUGAUACUGGUCAGUAACGUGAAUAAGUAAUCUUGAGUAAACCUGUAUUUCCUGUAUCAUCCAACUUCACAGUCUGGUAACUGAUAUAUGACAAUACUAGUUCUUCUUCUACUGUACCGCUAUUCAAUCUACACUAGACAAUUCUAUUUCAUCUCUUUCGUUG
Molecule: messenger RNA, 6028 nt
Organism: Schistosoma haematobium
Lineage: Eukaryota; Metazoa; Platyhelminthes; Trematoda; Strigeidida; Schistosomatidae
Product: ATP-dependent RNA helicase ddx55, variant 2
Exons: 12
Coding region: 420-3656 (1078 amino acids)
Biological process (GO): mitotic spindle assembly checkpoint signaling; endoplasmic reticulum to Golgi vesicle-mediated transport
Cellular component (GO): RZZ complex; nucleolus
Molecular function (GO): ATP binding; nucleic acid binding
Source: RefSeq, a predicted model, not a curated record